CACCGCCCCACUGUCCCCGCUCCGCACCCCCGCGGCGCCGCUGAUUGGCCGCCUGUCCACCCUCAACCAAUAAGCAUGCGGCACCGCCCGUCACUGACCAAUGAAAUGGCUCCUCCGCUCCCCCUACCGCGGUUCCCGGUGUUGGUGACAGCCAAUGAGGCGGGUGGCGGGGAGGCUCGCGCCGCUUUCGCGGCAAAAAGGAUUUGGCGCGCAAAGAAGGCGCGCCGGAGCCGGUUGUACCGAACAAUACGGGCGGUGGGAGCGGUUCUCGCUGCCCUGUCAUGGGCCGUGACCCUACAAGCGCCUUCCCCGCCCCGCCGCCCGUCGCCCCGGUGGCCAUGUGAGCCAUGGCGGCGGCGGGCGGCGGCGCGGCGGGGCUGGCGGCGCUGCUGGGCAGCUCCUCCCCGCACCUCCUCAUCGUCUCCGCCGCCGCUGACGAUCCCGCGGGUGGCGGCGGAGGACACCCCGAUACCGACCAGGUCUUGCUCUUCGCUACACCGCAACCCGCCCAGCCUGGAGCCGCGCCUCGCCGGCCCGCGCUGGGCCGCCCGCCGGUGAAGAGGAAGCUGAACUUGGAGACGGAUCACCAGUACAUAGCGGAGAGCCUGCCAGUGGGCCGGGGCAAGCCCAGGAACCCCAUCAGAGGGGCAAAGUCUCCUGGGGAGAAGUCCCGCUACGAAACCUCGCUGAACCUCACCACCAAGCGCUUCCUGGAGCUGCUGAGCCAGUCCCCUGACGGCGUGGUGGACCUCAACUGGGCGGCCGAGGUCCUGAAGGUGCAGAAGAGGCGUAUCUACGACAUCACCAACGUCCUGGAGGGCAUCCAGCUCAUCACCAAGAAGUCCAAGAACAACAUCCAGUGGCUGGGCAGCCAGGCCGCGGUGGGCGCCCCGGGCCGGCACCGGCGGCUGGAGCAGGAGCUGCGGGAGCUGCAGGCGGCGGAGCGGCAGCUGGACGAGCUCAUCCAGACGUGCUCAGUGCAGCUGCGCCUGCUCACUGAGGACCCCGCCAACCAGCACGCAGCCUAUGUGACCUGCCAGGACCUCCGCAGCAUUGUGGACCCCUCGGAGCAAAUGGUGAUGGUUAUCAAAGCCCCCGCAGAGACCCAGCUGCAGGUUUCAGACCCAGCAGAGGCUUUCCAGGUAUCCUUGCGAAGCACUCAGGGCCCCAUCGAUGUCUUCCUCUGCCCCGAGGACAGCUCAGGUGUCUGCAGCCCUGUCAAGAGCCCCUUUAAAGCCCCUGCAGAGGAGUCAGCUCCCAGCCACCCGCAGCCCAGAGCCUCCCCUCUCCUGCAUCCUGCCCAGGACAUGCACUUGCCGCUGCUGCCCGGAGAGCAAGAAACGCUGCUGCCAGGGACCAGCAAGUGCCCUGCGGAGGGGCCGAGCCUCUCGCCAUUGGCCUCCAUGGACGUGCUGCUGGACCAGAGCAGGGAGGUCUUCCCGGAAUUCCUGGCGGACGAGUUCAUCAACCAGGAGCAGGACUAUCACUUCGGGCUGCAGGAGGGAGAGGGCAUCAGCGAGCUCUUUGACUGUGACUUUGAGGACUUCACACCCUUGGACUUCUGAGGGGAGCUGCAGGGUGCAGGGGGGAUCACCCUGAGCUCCCCCCGCCCCACAGCUCCUCUCCCCAUCCCUUUUUGCAACACUUUCUUCUUCGCCCUCCAGCCCCCCCAGCCCGGCGGGGGCCGGCAGCAUCCCUGGCUCCUGCCCUGCAAGGAGGAUGCCAGAGCGGGGGUACCAUCUCAGAGGACCCCCCCACAAGGUUCUUGGUGAUGGGGGUGCCCCCUCCGGUGCCCGUUAUCGAGCUUUAAGCAGUCCUGUGUAUAGAUUUGUUUAAUUUAUUAUUGUCCCCUAGGGACAGCAUUUAAUUUCCUGAGGGGGGGGGCCUGCAGCAGAGUGGGGGUGCCGGGAGGUGUUGUGUUGGGAAGUGGGUGGUGCAGAUGUGGGGUGCUGGGUUGGGGCUGUGUGCCCCCUGCACGGGGGGGCUCCCACAGCCUGGCUGAGUGUGGGGUAUUUAUUUAUUAUUUAUGGCAUGUGGGAGCAUUCCCAGGACAUGGGAGGGG
Neopsephotus bourkii (Bourke's parrot) is the source of this 2062-nucleotide messenger RNA. RefSeq names its product E2F transcription factor 1 (gene E2F1). Gene Ontology annotation, molecular function: DNA-binding transcription factor activity, RNA polymerase II-specific; RNA polymerase II cis-regulatory region sequence-specific DNA binding; protein dimerization activity. The coding region runs from base 348 to 1565 and encodes 405 amino acids. The record is from RefSeq and is a predicted model, not a curated record. Gene Ontology annotation, biological process: G1/S transition of mitotic cell cycle; regulation of transcription by RNA polymerase II. Gene Ontology annotation, cellular component: Rb-E2F complex. The transcript is spliced from 7 exons. Lineage: Eukaryota; Metazoa; Chordata; Aves; Psittaciformes; Psittacidae.